GUUCCUUUGCUUAAUAUCAGUCCAAGCUUAAUAUGCAAUUGUUUAUGGCAGGUCUUUUGCUGGUCCUAGUCCUGGAUUACAGCGCCUCCAUUUGGAUAAAGAAAUACAUGGAGAACUACCAUCGCCCGACAUAUUACAAUAAACGGCACAGGGCUAAAGAUCAUGUGGACUACAAUCGUGAGGCCCUCGAGAGGCUGCACAAUGUAAAGCCCAAAAUAAGCCACCGGCCUCCCUUCGAUCCGGAUAGGGACAUAAGUUACUAUGUCCAUGUGUUGCAUCAUGCCUCUGUGAUUUGCUCGGGAGCUUUAAUCUCCUACCGGAUGGUUAUCACUUCGUCGCAUUGCUUUCGAGAUGAUAUGAAAAUGACCGUGUACAGGGCCAGUGAUUUGGGUGUUGUGACGGGCGGUGAGUUUGCGAUGAGUGACCCUCAUGCGGUGAUUGCCUUCUUUAUGCCUGUAAAUGGGAUCAAAAAGAAUAUCACUUCGGUGGCCCUCCUGGGCUUGGAGUCUAAACUUGAUCGGGAAUAUUAUCGCUACAUUAAAAUUUAUCACAAAGUCCCGAAACUGGGAGAUAGAGUAAAAAUUGGCUUUUUGGAUCCACAAGAAUAUCUGGUCAAACAUAUGGAUACUGUGAUCUUGAACUACGAGCGAUGCCAAAGCUACCACGCCCUCAGGAGACUCUUCCGUUUACCUAGCGAAGGAUCAGAUUAUAUCUGUGUGCGCAACAAGCGUAACUCAUUGAGGUCCACCUGCAGCACUCGUCCUGGGGAUCCGCUUCUCGUUGGCAACCAAUUGGCCGCCAUAAAUAUGUUCGGUGAGCACUGCAGCACUGCAAUUGAAACCGUCAACAUGGACAUAUAUCUGCCAAUGCGACCCGUCAUCAAGUUCAUCCAGCUGGCCACGGAUUCUCUGAGGGCAUUCACGCACACGGGUCCAUACAAUACAUCGAUUCCUCGUCCCCCGUCACCUUUGGAAUAGUCCCUUAUCACUCGGAAACCAAAUUUCUAUGUUGGCAAUAAUCUUAACUUUACGGCGAAAAAUGACCAGCUUAAUAUGUCCGAGAUUAAAAAAGAGAACAGCUUGUAGAUUAUAAUUAUAUAUCUAAAAUUGUUGAUAAUACGAUGACCUACUU
Messenger RNA from Drosophila serrata, 1131 nucleotides. RefSeq names its product aquarius (gene aqrs). The record is from RefSeq and is a predicted model, not a curated record. Gene Ontology annotation, biological process: proteolysis. Gene Ontology annotation, molecular function: serine-type endopeptidase activity. NCBI's taxonomy places the organism in Eukaryota, Metazoa, Arthropoda, Insecta, Diptera, Drosophilidae.